CGCAAUUUCACGUGUAUUCGUGCGCAUGAAAUAGUGGUUUCGUUCCUUUUGUUGCCUGAUCUGAGGGACAUUUCUCGAAUGCAUCAUGGUGCUUCAGCAAGACCAGCUCAAUCUGUUGGUCAUGUGCGUGGUCGUGGUUGCAGUUGGUGCCUGCCAACUAUCGCGGCCGUUGUCCCGCGUGCCCAAAGUGUUCUUGAGCUCAGGACUCGGCUUAUUGCUUGGCCUCGCCCUAAGCACGGAUCGAAGCGUUCGUCUGCUGCGUGUCGCGGACAGCACAAUGCCCAUGUACGUGAGCAUGUACAUGCCAGCUGUGGCGUAUACGGUGACCAUCCAAAUGUCCUACCACGUCUUCUGUUGCUGUGUCGCCACCUGUUGUAUCCUGGGGGCCGCGGGUUUAGCUAUUUCCACCCUCCUCUCCGGCACCUUGAUGUAUUUCACUCGAACCUCUCUCGCCGAUAUGAAAGACGCACUCUUCGCGGGCUCCUUGCUAUCCUUCCAGGAGCCCACAGUCAUCACCGAUAUCAUAUCCCCUUCGCCAUUGAAGUCCCGAGUGCUGGAGACCUUGGUGGCUGGAGAGGCGCUCAUCUCGACAUCUCUUUUCUUCUUCAUCGAGUACGCCUAUACCCGUUCGGUUGAAGUCACUCUUGCAAGCAUUCCCGUGUCCUUCUUGCGGUUUUUGCUAGGCAGCUCUCUGCUAGGCAAAGCAAUUGGUCACCUGGUGUCCUACAUGCACGCUCAGUUCCACAACGAAGCGACGCUCCUCUGCAGCAUCUCUAUAGCGGCAGUGUAUCUUACUUACUUCAUUGCGAACUUCUUUAUGUUUGGCGGUGGAACACUCGGUGUGAUCGCCUUGGGACUCACCAUCAAAGCCUAUUCUACAUCCACCGCACUUUCCGAAGACGCACCUUUCCUGAGGUUCUGGAAUGGAUACCGCUAUAGUCUGAGCGUGGUUCUGGCUUUUGUGGCCUCUGUGAGAGUUGGUCGAGAAAUUCCCCAUCUUCGGGGCUAUCAGCCCAUUUUUCUCCCGCCUUACUUCUGUAUUGUGCGCAUGGGCAACAGGGUAAUUACUGUUGCGGUGCUCUUCCCUGCGCUACGUCGAACUGGGUACCGGCUCACCCCAAAACAAGCCCUGGUGCUUGCAUGGAUCCACUUGAAGGGCACUCUGAUGUUGGUCUUGACGAGCAAUAGGUUGACCACUGGCUACACUUAUAGCAAGGCCAUUAGGCUCAUCUUCCUUCGUACGAUUGCCGUUAUCCAAUUAAACCUGAUCUUGACCUGCACUCUCGUCAAACUGCUGAAAUAUCUCGGUUUUCUCAACCUGGACGACAUCGAGAGAAGCCGCAUGCAGAACGUCAUGACAUCCUUAUGGAGGACGGCUAAGCGAUCUAGACGAGAGCAACGGAUGCAAGCUAGGUUCAAUGGAGCGGACUGGCAAUGGAUUGAAUGCCACAUUUACCUGCCUGACCGACUUUCCGAGGGAUACGAGUUACAGGAAGAAGGCGAGACGAUGGGCAGCGGUCGGCUAUACAUGGUUCCCAUGUCACCAAUACCAAACUACGUAGAUGGCCAGAAGCGUGCCCGCAUCACCCUACCUGCUAGUACAUCGGUUCCUCUGGAGGAAGCUGUUGUUCCCCUUGAACACCUCGAGCGCGCAUACGAAGUCACCAACAGGAACAUACGGCGAAUUCAAACCGUAUCAUUUCUGAGGCAGUUGGACACUGGCAUGGUUCAUCCAGAGACCUACGAUACGCUUAUGACGCAACUGCAGACGUCGCUAAAAGAGGAUACGUACCUGGACCUGGCCACCAUGAAGAAGUUGUUGCACAUGCCACAAUGGGUCUUUCGAUGUACCAUGCUGACGAAAAGUGCCUUGCAAGUUCCUAGAUCAGCUUCGUUGACACCGGGCGACACUCCGACUACGUUUGGACCAAAGAUGAGCUUCACGGAACGAAUGGCUAGAAGUAACUUGAACCAGUUGCUUAGCACCUUGACAGGAGCAUUUCUCGGCACAAUCCUCUUGGGCUUCUGUCUGGCAAACACGCAUCAUCCGAGCUACUUAUUCAACUCAGCUGUUAUCACAGUAAUGGGCGCUGUUGUAGUCCUACUGGCUUCAGAACUCGUUAUUGCGUACUUGUGGGGAGCGGUGGGUGCAGCGACUGCCGAUGGAUUGCGUAAUGCCGACCUGGUGGUUUUCCUGUCCUUGCUUGCAUUGUUCUCAACCGCUUCCUGGCUGUACAGGAUUUGGUCCACAAGGAAGUGUUUGUGGUUGCUCUUCGUUCACUACCUGCAUCAGUUUGUCAACCGGCGUGUGUUCCGCAUGUACGAUUUGGCUGUCGCAUUCAUUACGUCUGAGGAUGAAGUGCUGGCUACCGUAAAACGUUUCAUAGAAUCUGCACAAAUAGCGGAAUUUGUGCGUGAAGAAGCGGUCAACAACAAGCUACAGUUGUUGAAAGACAUAAUCGUGGUCCAGCAGCACUAUCCGGAACUCGAGGGGUUUGCGCGGUCACGACAAGUGGCUCGCAAAAUACUGAACUCGUCCCUGUCAGCGCUCGAAGACCUCGAGAAGUCUGGCCUCGUAGAACAACAGCACUUCGAUAAACUGCAUGCGAUGCUGAUGACCAAAGUGCUUUCCCUGGACAAAUUGUCAGGUGAAGUCCAGGUUAGGGAUGUCACCACAAGCAUUCUGUACAGCGUUCCGUGGUUUCCGGCUGGAAAGGUGAACAGCAUACGAAAGACACUAUCUUGGAAAUAUCCGAAGGGGAAACAAAUGGUUACUUCUGGUGAGCCACACAGAGCAGUGGUCAUAGUCAUCUCCGGCAUCCUUCGGAUCGAAGGAAGAGGCCGCGGCUUCAAGAGCAGUGUAUUGGCGAAUGCCGAUUCGGUGCAGCACUACAAGGCCGAGGCCUCAUUCACAAAUUUCAUGGCUGCACCUGGAUGCCUGGGUGUAUUGGGUUUCCUCAACAGGAGUCCAUCUGUGUGCGACGUCACCUGCGAAACCGACAUUGAGGCUUGCGUGAUUCCAAUGAGAACACUCGAUGCAAUCGUUCUGCGAGAUAGCUCAACGCCAUGCAUCAUGUACCGCAUGUGGUUGUCAGUUGCUGUCCGCAUCGCACGCACUGUUCUGGAGCGCAUCGAAGAGUACGCGGCGUGGGAAGACGAAUCCCUUACUCGCUACGUGGACAAUGGCGUCAUGCCCUUCCUGGGCGAAGCCACCUUCCUACGUCUUGAUGAGCGUGUCGAGUGCAUGAUCCUGAUCCAGGGAAGGCUAACAGUCAAGAAGGGACGCCGAAUUUUACUCGGUCCGAGCCACGUGCCAGGAGACAUACGUGAAUUCUACUUAACGGACGACAAGAGGACGAGACCGCUUCCUGUGCUGCUGCUGUUGUCGCAGACACGCCUUCAGCUUCCCGGCGAGUUGGACUGGUACCACCAAAGCGGCGAAGUCUUUCGCAAGGUCCUCCGUCGAACUGCUCUGUACAGCGAGAACAUGACACCUUUUCCGCGGGGAUCACUGCCGGAAAGUGCCGUGUUGCCAUCAUCGCCGGCGUAGUGUGUGACUAUGAUGAGGAAGCCAUCGUUGUAUAAGGAGCGUUAACCGAGGAUAGCCUUGUUGUACCUACGAGUGCUGUCCUCACAAUUACUGCACAUUGUUCUCUGCAGAAAGUGAAAUACCUAAUCAAGUUCAUGGAUUUGGGCAUUGCAUUCUUGAAAAAAAAAAACAAAAAAAAACUCUAUA
Ornithodoros turicata is the source of this 3736-nucleotide messenger RNA. Its product is annotated as sperm-specific sodium:proton exchanger-like. The transcript is spliced from 25 exons. Gene Ontology annotation, cellular component: plasma membrane. NCBI's taxonomy places the organism in Eukaryota, Metazoa, Arthropoda, Arachnida, Ixodida, Argasidae. Gene Ontology annotation, biological process: sodium ion import across plasma membrane; proton transmembrane transport; regulation of intracellular pH. The record is from RefSeq and is a predicted model, not a curated record. The coding region runs from base 86 to 3550 and encodes 1154 amino acids. Gene Ontology annotation, molecular function: sodium:proton antiporter activity; potassium:proton antiporter activity.